Ostreococcus lucimarinus CCE9901 is the source of this 2256-nucleotide messenger RNA. RefSeq lists its product with no specific name. Gene Ontology annotation, molecular function: cation binding; 1,4-alpha-glucan branching enzyme activity; hydrolase activity, hydrolyzing O-glycosyl compounds. The transcript has a single exon. Lineage: Eukaryota; Viridiplantae; Chlorophyta; Mamiellophyceae; Mamiellales; Bathycoccaceae. The record is from RefSeq and is a predicted model, not a curated record. Gene Ontology annotation, cellular component: cytoplasm. Bases 1 to 2256 code for a protein of 751 amino acids. Gene Ontology annotation, biological process: glycogen biosynthetic process.
AUGCCGCGACCGCCAGCGCUGGCGACGACGACGACGACGCGCGAGGGACGCGCGACGCGCGACGCGACGCGGACGAACGCGGUCGACAGCGCGAAGAGCGUCGACGUCGACGCGACGACGACGCGGGACGGCGCGGAGGCGAUCGCGCGGGACGAGGGACUGCGAGGACACGAGGAACACUUGAAGUAUCGGUACGCGACGUAUCGAGCGCGGCGAGAGGCGAUCGAAAGCGCGGAGGGAUCGCUGGAUGCGUUUUCGAAAUCGUACGAAAAGUACGGGUUUAACGCGGAUGAAAAGAGCGGGGAGAUCACGUACCGGGAGUGGGCGCCGGCGGCGGCGCACUGCGCGUUGAUCGGGGACUUUAACGGGUGGAACGGCGAGGCGACGGCGAUGACGCGGGACGAGUACGGAACGUGGGAGGUGAAGCUGCCGAAGGGAGCGAUCGAGCACGGAUCUCGGGUGAAGGUGAGGAUUUUUACCGGGGAUGGCGCGCAGAUCGAUCGCGUGCCGGCGUGGGUGCGCCGGGCGACGGUCGAGGAGGGAGUGAUGGGCGCCGGAUACGACGGCGUCUACUGGGCGCCCGAGGAAAAGUACGAGUUCAAACACGCGGCGCCGAAAAAGCCGCAGGCGUCGCGAAUUUACGAAGCGCACGUUGGGAUGAGCUCGAACGAUGCCAAGGUGAACUCUUACCGCGAGUUCGCCGAUGAUGUUUUGCCGAGAAUCGCCGCCGGUGGGUACAACACCGUGCAACUCAUGGCGGUGAUGGAGCACGCGUACUACGGAUCCUUCGGCUACCACGUCACGAGUCCGUUCGCGGUGUCGUCGCGAAGCGGGACGCCUGAAGACUUGAAGUACUUGGUCGACAAGGCGCACGGCUUGGGCGUGCGCGUGUUGCUCGAUAUCGUGCACUCGCACGCGUCGAGCAACGUCAAUGACGGCAUCGCCGGAUUUGAUUUCGGACAACGCGCCGAGGAUUCGUACUUCGGUCAAGGCGAGGCUGGCUAUCACUGGUUGUGGGACUCUCGCCUGUACAAGUACGACAACUGGGAAGUGUUGCGGUAUUUGCUCUCGAACUUACGCUACUGGGUCGACGAGUACAAAUUGGACGGCUUCCGAUUCGACGGCGUCACGUCGAUGCUGUACCAUCACCACGGAUUACAAAUGGAAUUUUCCGGUGAUUACGAACAAUACUUUUCUACCGCCACGAACGUCGACGGUGUUGUGUACUUGAUGCUCGCGAACGAGAUGCUUCACUCGUUGUACCCUGAAAUUGAAGUCAUCGCGGAGGACGUGAGCGGCAUGCCCACGUUGUGCUUGCCCGUCAACGAAGGCGGCGUCGGUUUCGACGCUCGUUUGGCCAUGUCCAUCCCCGACUUUUGGGUGAAGUAUCUGAAAGAACGCCCCGAUGAGCAAUGGAGCAUGUUCGAAAUGGUGAGCACGCUGUGCAACCGCCGUUACACCGAGAAGGCCAUCGCGUACGUCGAGUCGCACGAUCAAUCCAUCGUCGGCGACAAGACGACGGCGUUUUGGUUGAUGGAUGCGGAAAUGUACUCUGGUAUGUCCACUUUGAACGAACCAUCCAUCGUGAUCCAACGCGGCAUCGCGCUUCACAAGAUGAUGCGUCUCGUCACCGCUUCUCUCGGCGGUGAGGGCUACCUUACCUUCAUGGGCAACGAGUUCGGGCAUCCCGAGUGGGUGGAUUUCCCGCGCGAAGGCAACAACUGGAGCCACGACUACUGCCGCCGACGCUGGGACUUGGCCGACGCCGACCACUUGCGUUACCAACACCUUCUCAAGUUCGACAAAGCCAUGCUCGCGCUGGACAACGAUUACCCGUACAUGGGUGCCGCCCACCAACACGUGAGCACCGCCGACGACGGUCGCCAGAUCCUCGUCUUCGAGCGCGGCGACCUCCUCUUCGUCUUCAACUUCCAUCCCACGAACACGUACGAAGGGCUCGAGAUCGGCGUCCCCGAGCAAGGCAAAUACCGUCUCGCUCUCGAUACCGACGCCGGUGAAUUCGGCGGCGCCUCCCGAUGCGGUUUCGGCGUCGAUCACUUCACCUCGCCCGAGCCCGUCGAGAGCUGGGUCGGCCCGUACGAGCAAACGCCUCGCGCGGCGAAGAUGUUCGUCUUAUCGCCCAGUCGCAGCGCUCAGGUGUACUACCGCGUGCACGAGCACACGCCCGUAUCUUCCGAGCCAUCGACCGAGGAUAUCGUGCGCGAGAACGACGCCUCCGCCUCCAACGCGCGUUAG